Closterium sp. NIES-65 is the source of this 804-nucleotide messenger RNA. The record is from the annotation of a GenBank genome assembly. NCBI's taxonomy places the organism in Eukaryota, Viridiplantae, Streptophyta, Zygnematophyceae, Desmidiales, Closteriaceae.
AUGGGGGGUUCACACUCCCGUGAUGCUGCAUGGUCCAGGAGGGGUGGGAGAGGGGGGGUGGGAGAGCAGAGUGUAGCGGAGAGUAGAUGGGGGAAACGAGACGGUGGAAUUGCGUUUGCUGGUGCUGGUGCUGGCGCUGCUGCUGCUCCUGGAGUUUCCAGUGGUGGUGAUGGCGCCAGUGCUGGUGCAGCUGCUGCUGGUGCCGAUGGUGGUAGUGGUGAUAGGAUGUGGGGAGUUGGUGGUGCGGGUGGUGGUGGUGAAGAGGAAGAAGCAGCACCGUCGACAGCUCUGGCAUGGUAUCUUUCUCGGGUCGCAUCGGCCACGUCUCUUGCUGAUGAGGACUGCUGCCCCACCUGCCUUGAAGGGUACACGGAGGAGAAUCCGCGCAUCACCACGGAGUGCGCCCACCACUUUCAUCUGGGAUGCAUCUACGAGUGGAUGGAACGCUCUAACCUCUGCCCUGUGUGCAGCAAGGUGGGUGUUGUUGCUGUUGCUGUUGCUGUUGCAAUGGCUCACACUAUGCUCAGUUUGGCAACAAGAGGAUGCCGUGAUCUGGCAUCUGUGGCCUGCCCUCUCUGCCUGCCCUCUCUGCCUGCCCUCUCUGCCUGCCCUCUCUGCCUGCCCUCUCUGCCUGCCCUCUCUGCCUGCCCUCUCUGCCUGCCCUCUCUGCCUGCCCUCUCUGCCUGCCCUCUCUGCCUGCCCUCUCUGUUCUACGAGUCGAGGAUUGCGAGAGUCCAAUGCUACAACCCCGCUCUCAACUGCUCCUUCAAGAGUAUGACCAGCCGUGUGUCAACAAACACAUGA